UGUAUCCAGAAUCAACCACGGACUCUCCAGCUCGACUUUCCCUAAGACAGACAGGCUCUCCGGGCAUGAUUUACAGUAUUGUGGGUGUACCUCCACCAAAUAGAUUGCAGUGGUCCAAGAAUACAGCCCACCAUUACCUUCUCAAGGCGAUGCCCACAUCCCACAAGCGAUUUAAAAACACUCAAUCUUGGUUCACAUAUGAAGAGUCGUACUGAAUUGUGAAGGGGAGAAAAAUGUGGCAAAUGUGAUACAGAAAUCUUGGAAAAUCGGGACUGAGGGUCUCCUGCCUUGGCCUAGGAACAUGGGUUACCUUUGGAGGUCAGAUCACUGAUGAGAUGGCUGAACAGCUGAUGACUUUGGCCUAUGAAAAUGGAAUAAACCUCUUUGAUACAGCAGAAGUUUAUGCAGCUGGCAAGGCAGAAAUUGUCUUGGGAAGUAUCAUUAAGAAAAAAGGAUGGAGACGGUCCAGCCUUGUCAUUACUACUAAAAUCUUCUGGGGUGGAAAGGCAGAAACUGAGCGAGGGCUAUCCCGAAAACACAUUAUAGAAGGACUGAAGGCUUCUCUUGAGCGCUUGCAGUUGGAGUAUGUGGAUGUGGUGUUUGCAAACAGGCCGGACCCAAACACCCCUAUGGAAGAAACCGUGAGAGCAAUGACACAUGUAAUUAACCAAGGAAUGGCUAUGUACUGGGGCACCUCACGAUGGAGUGCGAUGGAGAUCAUGGAGGCUUACUCAGUGGCUCGACAAUUUAACCUCAUCCCCCCAAUAUGUGAACAAGCUGAAUAUCACCUCUUCCAGAGAGAGAAAGUUGAAGUGCAGCUUCCAGAGCUUUUCCAUAAGAUUGGUGUUGGUGCAAUGACAUGGUCCCCUUUGGCCUGUGGUAUUAUUUCUGGAAAAUAUGACGCAGGAGUUCCUCCUUACUCUAGAGCUUCCCUAAAGGGUUACCAGUGGUUGAAGGAUAAAAUUCUAACUGAGGAAGGCAGACGACAGCAAGGAAAACUAAAAGAACUGCAGGGUAUUGCAGAGCGACUGAGCUGCACUCUACCUCAGUUAGCAAUAGCCUGGUGUUUAAGGAAUGAGGGAGUUAGUUCUGUGCUAGUGGGAGCCUCUAACACUGAACAACUUCUGGAAAAUAUUGGAGCAAUACAGGUCCUUCCCAAGUUAUCCUCAUCAGUUGUGCAUGAGAUCGAUGGUAUCCUGGGAAACAAACCAUACAGCAAAAAGGACUAUCGAUCUUAAUGAGGGAGUCAAAUGGGCCUGGACUGUUAUCUUUCAAAAAUAAUCUUCUUUGCCUGCUCAAAUUGUAACUGAAGUUAAUACCAGUAUGCUUCUGACGAAGGAAUUAAACUUCAAGGUCCUCAUGCUGCAGAAACGGAUCAAACAAGAAAAUAUAUACCACAAACCAGUGCUGACAAGGCAUAGCUGGUUCAGUGGGCUGCCUGUUACCUUUGCUAAGUUUUUAAACUUUUUUUUUUCUUAAUGCAGAAAUAUCACUGGAUCACAACAGGUGUUGCAUUAAAAUUAACAUCUGAUUUGGCUGGUUUUCCCUGUGAUGAAAAACAUUAUUUUAAUGAGGAGCUGUUGCUGGAUACGGAAUCUUUUGAUAAUGAAUAUAAAGUAUGGUACACUGCUGGAGCCUGCAACUCAUAGAUUUGACCGUAAUCUAAUUGCUUGUUAGGAAACCUAAUCAAUUGAGGUUUUUCCCCAAAAAUAGUAUUGCGGGAUUCCAGAUCUGCACACUUGUGUAUAUGUUAUAUACAUGCAAUUUUAUAUAUAUAUAUAUAUAAAUAUACAUAUAUAUAAAUAUGGGCCACAAGUUCAGUGGCGACCUUUCAGAUGUCCACAACUGUUAAAGUGGCAGAGAUGCUGAUUUGAAAAAAAAACAUAAAAAUGUAACAAUAUAACAUAAUCUUGAGGCACUAUUGAGCAUUGUGCCCUGACAACCGGCUGUAUAUAUAUGACAGUAAGAGUUUGGUUUCACUUGCCAACAACAUGUAGGACUGUAGAUUUAAAAUGAGCAGUGACUCUUGACUGAUCUAUGCAUGAAUCUAUUAUAAUCAGGAUCCGUGUGUAUGUAUAUGCUGCUGAUCAUGUAAAUGCAAUGAAUCCAUGGGCUGUUUUGAAAAGAUCAUAUUACAAUAAAAAGAUUGAUAUUGGAUAGGUUGGGGUUUGGACAUUCAAAGAACUAUAGCAGGCUGGAGUCCUUUUUCCCUGGUGUUUUUGUUUUAUUCUUCCUUCUACCGUGUUACAUCCACCCUGUGUGGCACAGAGCAACGGUCAGAAGUGCUAACAUUUUUGCUGAAACAUUAAACCAAAGUCUCAUCUGCCUGUUCAAGUGGUUCAAACAUAUGUUAAAGAUCCAGUGGCACUAUUCGAAGAGGAGCAGGAAUUCCUUCUGGCAUCUUGACCAAUAUUCCUCCCUAACCAAGUAGGUGUGAAUAUACAUCAAUAAAACAUGUACAUUAGCUAGCUAUUUAAUUCUUUGUUGGAGCUCUUGUAAUCUGUAAAAAUGGCUGCCUCAUUUACUCAAAAAAUGUCGCUACUAUUUUCAAAAGAUGAGAGAUAUAUUAAAAAUUCAAUAAAUACAA
Molecule: messenger RNA, 2587 nt
Organism: Rhincodon typus (whale shark)
Lineage: Eukaryota; Metazoa; Chordata; Chondrichthyes; Orectolobiformes; Rhincodontidae
Gene: kcnab2a
Product: potassium voltage-gated channel subfamily A regulatory beta subunit 2a
Exons: 15
Coding region: 336-1238 (300 amino acids)
Biological process (GO): regulation of action potential; transmembrane transport; potassium ion transport
Cellular component (GO): cytoplasm; voltage-gated potassium channel complex; juxtaparanode region of axon
Molecular function (GO): voltage-gated potassium channel activity; transmembrane transporter binding; potassium channel regulator activity
Source: RefSeq, a predicted model, not a curated record